AUGAAAAAACGAACCUUUUGGAUAAUUGUCGAUCUGAUUAAAGAUCAUAAAGUAUUUAAUGGUCAAGACCAAAAAUCAGUAGAAUUACAGCUUUUCGUAACUUUAUUUUUAUUAGGUAGAAGAUCUACAAUCUGGGAUAUUGCAGCUAAAUUUGGAGCCUCUAAAGUAUCUAUUAUUAGAUAUAUGCAUCGAGUUAUUAUUGCUAUUAAGUCUUUACGAUCUCGAUAUAUUGUCUGGCCACGUGAAGAUUAUAGAAAACAAGUUUAUAACGGAUUUGCAAAAAUCGAAGGUUUUCCUGAUGUAAUUAGUGUUGUAGAUGGUACCCAUAUUAAUUUAUUCGAGGCACCUAAAAAACUGAAUAAAGAUCAACCAGAUGCUACUGCAUCCUUAUUAUAUUAUACACAACAAUUGGAUGUAUCAAUACUACCUGUACUUUCACCUGUAAAUAUCUCAAAACAACAAUUUUCUUCGUCUAUUUAUCAGCUUAACGAGUUUAAACUUGAAGAACAAAAUAAAGAUAGUUCUUUAUGUCAAUAUUCUGAUUAUUCUGUGCUACUCACACCUAGCAAUCAGUAUUCAGAUUAUUCAAUCCCACUCGUACGAAGUAAUCAAUAUUCAAAUUAUUCAAUCCCACCUGUACGAAGUGAUCAGUAUUCAGAUUAUUCAAUCCCACCUACACGAAGUGAUCAUGAUCAGUAUUCAGAUUAUUCAAUCCUACUCGCACGAAGUGAUCAGUAUUCAGACAGAAUUAAAGAUGACAGAAUAGGCCAAACUUAUAUAUCUGAUGAAGAGUUAAAAAUAACUGAAAAAUUUGAUGAACAUAUUGAACAUAUUGAAGAUGAUAAAAUAAUUGAUGAGACCAUAAAUUGGAAACUUUAUAUAACUAAUAAAACAAAGUUCUAUAGAUGUGCUACCUAUAAGUUAGGAAAUAAUAAAAUGGGAAAACAGCCUUAUUUAAAAAAGAUUGAUAGUCUAUUUAGUAGUCAGGAAAAUAUCAAUUCUGAUUACUUAAUUUCAUCUUUAACUUUAGAUGAAAAAGAAAAGGUAUUUCUUUAUAAUUUACAAAAAUGUCUAGGCUAG
Messenger RNA from Scutellospora calospora, 1080 nucleotides. The record is from the annotation of a GenBank genome assembly. Lineage: Eukaryota; Fungi; Glomeromycota; Glomeromycetes; Diversisporales; Gigasporaceae.